UAAAGGCGAUGUGUGAAAAUUUAUUGUUGUUAUUUGUUAUUUGCCUGGCGUGCGUUUCGGUUGUGUGGAGUGCCGUCGGGUUUAAGAUAUAUUCUAUUCUAUUAUUUUAUUAUCAUUUUCAAUAUAGUAAAUGUGUUGCCGAAAAGCUACAGAGUUUUGAGCGCGUAGCUAUAAAUUUAUGAUAAACAUUUUCUUGUGUUUGAUAAUGAUUCUGAUGAAUUCUAUUGCUUUCGCAUUGCGGUGUCAAACAUUUGGGUGACGAGUGAAUAGAAGUAGGCAAAGUGCGCAAUCAAAAAAAAAGUAGAACAAAUUACAUGACAAAUACAAAGCAUAAGUGACGUAAAGUGCCGGUUGCGGAUGCGGAUGUGGAUGUAAAUGUAAAUGUAAAAUAAAAAUAAUAUAAUGACAUGCAAGAAAAACGAAAUAAAAACAUGUAUACUACAACAACAACAAUGAAAUAUUAAUUAAAAAUAUGAAAACAAUUUAAAUUUGAAAUAAACUUUAAGUGUGGCAGCGAUUUUUUAUUAUCAACAAAUAUAAAUAUAUACAUACAUAUGUAAAUAUAACUAAAUAUAAAUAUAUAUGCAAAGAAUUUGCAACAACAACAAAAAAGAACACGAAAUUAAGCAGUGAAUCACGCUGCGCUCGUCGGUCGGUGUAUAAUUUCGUCGAUAAAUAUUUGAAUUGCUUUUGUGACAGAUAGGAAAUAGCCGAGUAAACACGCUUGUACCUACGCAUACAUAAGUGAGUUCGUAUGUACAUGACUGUGUGUCGCUGUAUCAACUAAGCAAAGUAAAGUCAACGUAUGACAGACAGCUGAGCGUUUAGUAGAGAAACCGAAAUCGGAAAUAGCACAAAACAUUUGUGGCGUUUAGGUAAUAAGCGAAAAAAGAGUAAAUAGCAAAAUUCGCGAACGCGCGUGUGAAUUUGGAAUUUUUCGACGCUUUCAAUUUAUUUUUAUUUUGACGCCUUCUUUUCUUUUUUUGGCACUUUUGUUUGCUUAAUAAUACAUUUAUUCUUGGUAAAGCACAUUUCUAAUGCUAAUAAAAGCGCCAUACAAAGUGCAUGAGUAAGCAGCUAAAGCACGACAACAAAAACAAGCAAAAAGUUAUAAAAACUAAAAUACUUGUGCAAAUCGCCAAGCGGAAAUACCAUUUGACCCAACACUCGAGCGGUUGCAAGUGCCAGCCAGCUGAGCACAAAGCGGCGUACGAGAGCGUCGAUGAACAAUGCGACUGGGUGGGCAGCGCUUGCUACAGACUACACAAUAAUAACAGACGCUGAGUGAGAAAAAUAGAUAAACAAUUGUAAGAAAAGUAAUUAAUUAUAAAUUAAAAAGGAACAUUGAUAAAAUAUAAAUUAAAUGAAAAAUAUAUGAUAUAAAGAAUAAAUAUAAAAAAUAAAAGAAAAAUAUUUUAAAUAUAUUUUAAAAAUAAAAAUAUAAUAAAUACAAAAAUUCCAAAAAAAAACGCUAGUGCAGUGCAAAAAAUUGCUUACAACACGAAUCACAGGCAAUAACAGCAAAAACAAGUGCACACAACUCGUACAAAAACAAUAAAAGAAAGGAUCAAAAUAGAAAAGUCGAAGAAAGAGCGGAAGUGGCAACACUAAAAUAACAUAAAUCAGCAGGCAGCACACAGCAUAGCGGUUGGUGUAGCGCCGUCAUACACAACGACGUCCCUAGAAGCACUGCUGUUAAGACGCUUCGACCUACCAGCAGCCGCUUCGCGGUGUCAUUGAGCUUUGGCCAACACAACUGGGGUGUGCUGAUUGCAUUGUUGAUGCACUAGCAGUGCAACACGGGCAAAAGUAGAACGAGUGCAAGGAAGAAGAAGUACGCGCGUUCACAAGGAAAUGUGGUGGCAAUAAAGCAUAUACAAAAGCAAAAAAAAAUAGAUUGUGUGCGCAACAGGAAGAGAACUGCUUUCACGCGUGUGUAAACAGACAAAUAUACAAUAAUAAUUUUAGCCAACAAGUUGAGGCAAUUGGAAGCAUUUAGAGGCGGGAAUAAAAAGCAAACAUAAUAAAUAAAGACAAAAAUUUAUAUUUGCAGUUUUUUGUAGUUCGAGACAAGAAUAAAAAAAACUUUGUAGAUCGAGUGAAGAAAAAAAAUUUUUAUAUUAAAAAAAACAUAUAAAAAAAUAUACAAACAAUUUUAUUAACGCCCAUAACGGAAAUCAACAAUAACGACGUUAAAUAAAAUAAUAUUAUACAACAACAAUCAUAAUAAAAUACAAAAACAACAAGCGUAAGAAUAAAAGGCAGUAAUCAUAUCAGUAAACAAUCAGCCGUCUGCUGUAGUAGUCUCACAGACAAGAGAUAUAAAUAAAUAAAACGUCGAAGAUAGCAGCGCAGCGCAGUGCGCGUACUGCAACAAUUACAAUAAUAACAACAGUUAUCACAAUAAUAAACAGCAACAAUACAAAUCGUCAGUCGAACGUCAGCAACAAAUCAACUCACACAAGUCAACAGAAGCAGAGUGUGAGUACACAUACAAACAAACAUACACACUUGAGUACAAUAAAAAAAAAAAACAAAUAAAAACACAAUCAGAACAUAUAAUAAUACAAAGCUAAAAGAAAAACGAAAAAAAAACAACAAUAGUUCGACUAGCAGCUUCGUCAAGAACUAAGAAGAGAAAGGCAACAGCAACAGCAAUAACAACAAUCAUAGUCGCCCCAAAUUGUACGCGACUACAAACAAACAGACGGAAAGACCGAACGUCCGAAAGGCGGAAAGGCAGAAAGCUAAGAAACGCAAUCGUAUAAGCGCUGUAAGCAGCAAGCGAGAAUACAAACAGAUAGCCAACCAAGCAGCUGGCUGGCUAUAUACGGCGGGCGGGAGUUAAGCAGGCGGACAAAGUCAAUGCAGUCAACCAUUUAGCCCCCAACAAACGCCACCAAGCUUGGCCCUGUGUAUUGCACGCGCAGCCGGCAGACAACUGUGUUCUGGAUCUGGACAUAUCCGCUUCCGCAUUGUGUUUGGCUUCGCAUUUCUGUUCUGUUCUUUUACGCUUCGUUACACACAUGUGUACGUAGUUACGUAGUGGUUCGUUUACGUCUUUUGGCAUUUUGGUUUUGGCAAAGAAGACGGUCGCCAAUAAGUCAACGUAGACUACAUAUAGUACGCACACACAUCUAACGUUUUGUUGCUAGCGAGAAAAAUAUAGAAAACCUGAUAUUUAUUGGUUUCUCAGGAGCGGGCUCCAUUUAAGCAUAAGCAACGUUGUAGCAGUUAAACUUUACAUGCAACAUAUUGUACUUUAAGAUCAGUUCGUGUACAUUCGUACGGUCGUUCGUUCGUUGUGGUUUACACUACAGCUAGCCAGCUAGCAGCUAGCGCAACUUGAUUAGCAGCAGCGAGCAGUGAGCAGCUUAUUGGGCGACCCAGCGACCCAGUGUCGCAGCAGUCGUAUUUCCGUGUGGCGUUGGUCAACACAAACAAUUAAAAUCGUGCACGCGUCUCUGGUUCAAAAUGAAAAUGCUUCCCGUACAGCUGUCGUUGAAUCCGCAGCUCGGUCUGUGGGGUGAUAUGUUGUGGCGUUGCCCGCCGGCGCCCUCCAGCCAAUUGGCUGAAUUGAAGACACAAUUGCCGCCAUCGUUGCCAUCCGAUCCGCGUUUGUGGGGUCGCGAAGAUGUCACCGUCUUUUUACGCUUCUGCGAACGCGAAUUCGAUCUGCCCAAAGUGGAUCAUGAUCUCUUCCAAAUGAACGGCAAAGCGCUUUGCCUGCUAACACGCGCCGAUUUCGGUCACCGUUGUCCGGGCGCUGGUGAUGUAUUACACAAUGUGCUGCAAAUGCUCAUCAUCGAAUCACACAUGAUGCAAUGGCAUUUACCCAACAGUCCGGUCACACCGACCAGUCGUUAUCCAUUGUCGCCGCAUAGCCAUCCACAGACGCCUACAUGGCCACCAAUUGGCGCACCACCGGACAGUCCAUUUCACAAUGCGCAUAUGCAUCAUUUUAUGGCGCCCAAUUCGGUAACGCUCAGCCCGCCGCCAUCGGUGGACUCACAAGCCAGCAGCCCGCCACAAAGCCAGGAACAAAAUUUGGCAGUUGCCGCCGCCGCAGCAGCAGCUGCCGCAGCCGCUUCAGUGAGCGGUGCCAGCACGAGCAGCAGCAGUAGUAGUAGCACCAGUAGCGGUAGUAGUAACAGCGGUUUGGGUGUGACCAGCAGCAGCGCCAACGGUAAUCUGUUGCCACCAGCCAUCUCGGUAACAAUGAGCAGCGGUAACGGUUACCCAGCACAUCAUGCAACCGCCAGCACAGGCGCCAGCAGCAAUCAAUCCGAUUCGGAUGAGGAAGGCAGCUACUCAGAGCUGGCAGCGGCCAAUAGUUUGUCCAAGAGUAGCGCAGCGGCAGCAGUUGUGGCAGCACAUUACAGCGCCAGUCCGCCAACAACGCCCAUAUUAAAGGAUAUGCCACAGAGCUUAUCACAACAGAUUACAAACAGCUUUGUCAAUUCGUGGUCACAGAAUCAGGCCGCACAGGCCAUGAGCCAGAAGUAUCAGCCGAAUGGCAGUAGCGGCGGCUCAGUUUCGGCGCCGACGACGCCCAGCUAUAUGCAGCCCGUGAAACGCGAAUUCUUUCCGGAAACCACAGAACCCAAUACAAAUGGUCGUUUGCUGUGGGAUUUCUUGCAACAAUUGCUAAACGAUCGCAAUCAGAAGUACAGCGAUUUGAUCGCGUGGAAGUGUCGUGACACAGGCGUCUUCAAGAUCGUCGAUCCCGCCGGUUUGGCCAAACUGUGGGGCAUACAAAAGAAUCAUCUCUCCAUGAACUAUGAUAAAAUGUCACGCGCGCUACGCUACUAUUAUCGCGUCAAUAUACUGCGUAAGGUCCAGGGCGAACGCCACUGCUACCAGUUUCUGCGCAAUCCAACCGAGCUCAAGAACAUCAAAAAUAUUUCGCUGCUUAGACAAUCCGUUGCCGGCAAUGGCGGUGCAACAACCGCGGCUGGUGGUACUAACAAUGCUAGCAGCGCAAGUAACAGCAAUACCAACAACAACAUUAAUAGCAACAAUAAUAAUAGCAAUACAAAUAACGGUAACAACAGCAAUCAGUCACCCAGUACAAAUUUGAACAGUACAAAUUGGACUUUGCCGCAUCCACAAUCGCCGCAGCGUCACCCAGCUGCGCACGGCAGUAACGGCAAUGGCAACGGCAGCGCCAGCAACAGCCUGAGUCACAGCCACAAUCAUAGUAACGGCCUCAGCAGCCCGCACAUGAGUCUACCUGCGAUUUCACAAUCCGCCGCUGCCGCUGCUGUAGCCGCCGCAGCUGCGGCCGCCUACGGUCCACCACCCACAUCGCCGCUCUUUAUGCACGCCAUCAACGGUGCCUUCCAAUACCUAUCGAACCCGACGGGCGCACCGCCCAACUCGCCCGCAAUGCCACACACCCCAAGCGAAAAAUUCCAAUUCGGCGCCUUAAAAGUGGAACACAACAGUGGGUCGCGUUCACCCGAUCACGGUGACGAAAUGAAACCCACAGAUCUUAGUGUCUCAGGCAAUAGCACCGAAAAGCGGCCUUACUCAAGCCCCUCGGCGGAGGAUUGCUAUCCACUCAUACGCAACGCUGACGGUCUGACCACAAUCAAAUUGAUACGCUACAAUAAUGAGAGCCACGAAUCAAGCGCCGCCAAGCAAAACGCGCACGAACAACAACAACAACACCAUCAGCAACAGCAGCAAGCGCAUACCGAACAGCAACAACAAGCGGAACAGCAACACCAACAACAACACACACCCAUGGAUCAUAUGGACAAUGAAGGCAAUGAUGAGGACAGCGUUCAUGCUGCUGCCACGGCAGAGAGUAAUAAAUAUGGCGCCGCCAAUCUAAUGCCAACCGAUCUGCGCAAGUAAACGACGUGUGGGAGAGACACAGUGAUAGGAGCUAACUAAUAUGACAAUAUGCAACAAGAAGACGUUGGUGAGCCGAGCCAUAAGUAAUUACAUACACGCGGUUAAGUUGCUGACACACACACACACACAACAAUAACAACAACGCCAGGACAAUCAUUCGUAGUUAAGUGGGGAGUGCUGUGAGAGGUGUGUGGGCGCGAGAGAGCAACUCAGGAGUGCGCUUAAUGUGAGGUGGCAGGCAAUUAGUGAUAGUGAUAUGAGAAAACUAUUGCAGUGCCCAAUAACUGUUUGGAGAAGUCUACAAA
Molecule: messenger RNA, 6167 nt
Organism: Bactrocera dorsalis (oriental fruit fly)
Lineage: Eukaryota; Metazoa; Arthropoda; Insecta; Diptera; Tephritidae
Gene: aop
Product: ets DNA-binding protein pokkuri
Exons: 4
Coding region: 3475-5862 (795 amino acids)
Biological process (GO): regulation of transcription by RNA polymerase II; cell differentiation
Cellular component (GO): nucleus
Molecular function (GO): sequence-specific DNA binding; DNA-binding transcription factor activity, RNA polymerase II-specific
Source: RefSeq, a predicted model, not a curated record